Messenger RNA from Plasmopara halstedii, 2145 nucleotides. RefSeq names its product Membrane trafficking and cell signaling protein HRS, contains VHS and FYVE domains. The record is from RefSeq and is a predicted model, not a curated record. The transcript has a single exon. Gene Ontology annotation, molecular function: metal ion binding; ubiquitin binding; phosphatidylinositol-3-phosphate binding. Gene Ontology annotation, cellular component: ESCRT-0 complex. The coding region runs from base 1 to 2145 and encodes 714 amino acids. Gene Ontology annotation, biological process: protein targeting to vacuole; protein transport to vacuole involved in ubiquitin-dependent protein catabolic process via the multivesicular body sorting pathway. NCBI's taxonomy places the organism in Eukaryota, Oomycota, Peronosporomycetes, Peronosporales, Peronosporaceae.
AUGGAUUCAAACGUCAAAGGUAGCACAGAGGCCAUUCGCUUAGCUCAAGCAUCGGACUGGAAAGGGUUACACUGGUUAUUGGAACGAGAUCCACUUAUGGCUCAAAAACCUGAUGACCAUGAUAUGUUACCACUCCAUUGGGUCUGCACUGUACGUCGUGUGCCUCUUUCUCUUAUCGCCAAACUUCUUCAAGCUUAUCCAGAUGGUGUUCGAGCUAAGAACAGUGGCAAGCUACUACCACUACACAUUGCUAUACGAGCACGCGUACAGGCAUCUUGUUUACGUAAACUAUUGCGCGCAUAUCCAGGAGCAAUACACGAACAAACGCCUGAUGGCAUUACAGCUCUCGAGAUGGCAGUUGACAUUGGUCUCGAUUCAGAAAGCAUGAAGGUGUUAUAUCGAGCAUACAAACAUGGAAGUAUUCUUCAUCAGCAUCCGGAUAAUAUUUCUAACGAAGGCGAAAGUGCUGAUUCAGAUUUGCAACAAAGACUUAGUGCACAGGAAGAAGGAGAAGCAUCUGGGAUAACUCGACUUGAUGAUGAAGAAUGUAAUCAAAAGAUUAAUGACUGGUCGGACAAUAUUAUUGAAUCUGAACCUUACGUGGGCACUGGCGGAUAUACUAAUUUUUUUCAUGUGACGGACGAUGGUGAGAUACAUCCGGCAUUGGAUCCGGAAAACAGCAUUAGCAUGAUGAGUGAACAAUCUCUUUGUGCGAUGGAUGGACUUGAUUCACCCCAUGGUUAUCUCGUGUCUCCUUCCUCUACAAGCUCUUGCAGUCAAGGGGAAACACGGACUCCUCGAAGUUCCUGUUCUUCUUUUGAAGACGGAUUUUAUGUAGGUAGUCGUACAGGUCUAACAGGUUUUUUAAGACAAAAUCAAGAUUCUACUCGCCAACAGUCUCGGCUGUACCGCACAAACUCAUUACUGACGCCAGCACCAAAUCGUAGCAGGAUACAUGAGCGUGAUACAAGAGCAAUGAUCCCAGCAAUGAGUAGUAAUACUGGAGUAACUAUGACGCAAGAGGAAGUAGCAAGGCGUCAUCAUAGUCGUCACCAAUCGUUGCCAUUGAUGUCUGGUCACGUUAAUCUUCGACGAAACUCCAGUUUACCUCUCUACAAUAGAGUAGAUGAUGAAAACGAAACAUUACAUGAUUGUAAUAGUCCAGCGGGUGUAGCUCCAGUAAAUCCGCAAAGUCAACACAUCCAGUCCGGACAUGAAUCAACUCAAUCUCGACAUGCAAUAACACGAGAUGGACAUCAGCGAAUUUCUCCACCAUUGAGUCGAAAAACUCAUCGUCGAGCUUCCGAUGAUUCUCAUGGCCGUGGAAGGUUUGAGCCACCGCCCGAAUGGAAACACGAUGGCGAAUGCUCAAUUUGUCGCGCUAGUUUUGGUAUGUUUAAACAUCGCCAUCACUGUCGCAAUUGUGGCAAGUCAAUCUGCAGUCAACAUAGUGCAGAUAAAAAGAUUUCGAUGGAGACAAAAGGCUUUACAACGCCGCAACGUGUUUGUGUCACAUGCUACGCCAUGAUCAUUCACAGUCGAUCACUAAAGCAAGAUUUAGAACUUGAUGAUAUUGGACGUGGAGAUUCUAUAGUCAAUCGAAAUGAUUCUCAGCAACCAUAUCACGCAUCUGCAACGACUGACCGUAUUGCGUUUGCAUCUUCGAGCACAUCAGGAGUUAGUCGACACGGUACUGUCUUUGGUAGUGCUCGUAGUCCGAUAAGUGCAGAGGGCAGUCCGAUCUUCUCACCAUCAUUAAGUCGAAGAGCAAUUAUUGGAAAAGCGAAUGUCAUUGCAGCGGGUGAAGCAACUGGAGGAGCUGGUGAGUGUGCUACUCACGGCAGUGGAUUGACGUCACCUGUUCACGAAUUGCGCUGUUUAUUAGCCUCCCAGCAAAAGCAAAUUGAACAACUUGCUCAAAGUAAUAUGCAAAUGCAGCAGCAAUUACUUGAACAAGAAGAAUUAAAAGCAGAGACAAUGCUUCUCAUUACGCAGCUUAUGACGCGUGUGUCGGUACUUGAAUUGCAAAAAGAUCGAAGUUUUGUCAGUUGCAAACGUCGUAGUGCUGGAACAGGUGAAAGUGAAGACGAAGAUGAAGAAUUUCCGCAGGACGAAUCGCUGCAAGUCGGUACAAGGUUUCGGUAA